Balaenoptera acutorostrata (minke whale) is the source of this 1428-nucleotide messenger RNA. It is a transcript of the gene BMP3, whose product is annotated as bone morphogenetic protein 3. Gene Ontology annotation, cellular component: extracellular region. The coding region runs from base 1 to 1428 and encodes 475 amino acids. Gene Ontology annotation, biological process: SMAD protein signal transduction; BMP signaling pathway; osteoblast differentiation. The transcript has 3 exons. The record is from RefSeq and is a predicted model, not a curated record. Gene Ontology annotation, molecular function: cytokine activity; growth factor activity. Lineage: Eukaryota; Metazoa; Chordata; Mammalia; Artiodactyla; Balaenopteridae.
AUGGCUGGGGCGCGCAGACUGCUCUGUCUAUGGCUGAGCUGCUUGUGCGUGAGCCUGGCACACGGGCAGAGACUCGAGCAGCAUUUCCCGGAGCUCCGCGAGCCUGUGCCAGGCGACCGCGCGGCAGGUGGCGGCCCAGACCCCCUCCCGCAGCCGCUCGACAAGGUGUCAGAGCACAUGCUGCGGCUCUACGACAGGUACAGCGGCGGCGGCAGAGCCGAGGCGGCGCGGACACCGGGGUCCUCGGAGCGGGGCUCGCCGCCUCGGCUCCCCCAGCCCCUGCGCGAGGGCAACACGGUUCGCAGCUUUCGAGCAGCAGGUGAGUGGACCCUUGAAAAUGAGAAAUUGCAUAUUUUUAACCUGACUUCUCUAACCAAGUCUGAAAACAUUUUAUCUGCCACACUGUAUUUCUAUAUUGGAGAGCUAAUAAAUAUCAGCCUGAGUUGUCCUGUGUCCCAAGGAUGCUCACAUCAUACCCAAAGGAAACACAUUCAGAUUGAGCUCUCUACAUGGAUCCUCAAAUCCACCGGAAACCAAAGUCAACUCCUGGGUCAUCUUUCAGUAGAUGGAGUGAAACUUCAUCGAGAUUUUGUUUCCUGGUUGUCGAAAGACAUCACUCAACUUUUGAGGAAAGCCAAAGAAAAUGAGGAGUUCCUCAUAGGAUUUAACAUUACUUCCAAAGGACACCAGCUGCCAAAGAAGAUAACACCCUUUCCUGAGCCUUAUAUCUUGGUGUAUGCCAAUGAUAUUGCGAUUUCUGAGCCCGAGAGUGUGGUAUCAAGCUUGCAAGGACACCGGAAUUUCCUCACUGGAGCUGUGCCCAAACUGGAUAGCCAUAUCAGGGCUGCCCUUUCUACUGAACGGAGGAAGAAGCGCUCUACUGGGGUCCUGCUACCUCUGCAGAACAAUGAGCUUCCUGGGGCAGAAUAUCAGUAUAAGGAGGAUGGGGUAUGGGAGGAGAGAAAACCUUACAAGACUCUUCAGACUCAGCCCCCUGAAAAGAGUAAGAACAAAAAGAAACAGAGAAAGGGACCUCACCAGAAGAGCCAGACGCUCCAGUUUGAUGAACAGACCCUGAAGAAGGCGAGAAGAAAGCAAUGGAUUGAACCUCGCAAUUGUGCCAGGCGAUACCUUAAAGUGGACUUUGCAGAUAUUGGCUGGAGUGAAUGGAUUAUCUCCCCCAAGUCCUUUGAUGCCUAUUAUUGCUCCGGAGCAUGCCAGUUCCCCAUGCCAAAGUCUUUGAAGCCAUCAAAUCAUGCUACCAUCCAGAGUAUAGUGAGAGCCGUGGGCGUCGUUCCUGGGAUUCCUGAGCCUUGCUGUGUGCCAGAAAAGAUGUCCUCGCUCAGCAUCUUAUUCUUUGAUGAAAAUAAGAAUGUGGUACUUAAGGUAUAUCCAAACAUGACGGUAGAGUCUUGCGCUUGCAGAUAA